Messenger RNA from Haemonchus placei, 1599 nucleotides. Lineage: Eukaryota; Metazoa; Nematoda; Chromadorea; Rhabditida; Trichostrongylidae. The record is from the annotation of a GenBank genome assembly.
AUGGGAGGUACACCUCACCAGGUUCCUGGACCAAGAACUCAGGGGGCUGCAACAGGAGGCCAACCGCUCUCGGCGACAGCUAACCAAUUUGUGGACAAAAUUGAUCCAUUUAGCAAACGUGGGACCAGUAGGAGGAGGAGAAUCGUUAAUAGCAGCAGAUAUCAUGCUGAAAAUGAACCUGAACUGGUUCAACUCCCACUAAUCAAAGAUACCCCAGCUAACGAUCAGCCCGCCCUUGUUCUUCAAAAACUGGCUCAAUGUCAAAAGAUCUUCGAUUUUUACGAUCCAGUGGCCCAACUCAAGAGUAAAGAGAUUAAACGUGCAGCGUUAAAUGAACUAAUCGAUCACAUAACAACGACAAAAGGAGCGAUUGUGGAGUCGAUUUACCCCGAGGUCAUCAAAAUGGUCUCGAAAAAUAUUUUCCGCGUACUGCCGCCAUCGGAUAAUUCGGAAUUCGAUCCCGAGGAAGAUGAACCAACUCUAGAAGUAUCUUGGCCUCAUCUUCAGCUUGUGUAUGAGUUAUUCCUUCGUUUUCUGGAGUCGCCGGAUUUCCAAGCAUCCAUUGGAAAGAAAUACAUUGACCAACGUUUUGUGCUAAAUCUCCUCGAUCUGUUUGAUUCUGAAGACCCUCGGGAACGUGAUUUUCUCAAAACGGUUCUGCAUCGUAUUUAUGGGAAGUUCCUAGGACUCAGAGCUUUCAUUCGUAAACAAAUCAACAACAUGUUCUUAUCCUUUGUUUACGAGACAGACUCAUUCAACGGAGUUGGAGAAUUACUGGAAAUUCUCGGAAGCAUCAUUAAUGGAUUUGCCCUACCGUUGAAGCAGGAACAUAAGGUGUUCCUUGUCAAAGUUCUUCUGCCACUACACAAGCCAAAGUGUUUAUCGCUUUACCACGCUCAGCUUGCCUAUUGCGUCGUGCAGUUUAUUGAGAAAGAUUCAAGCUUGACGCCUCAAGUUUUUGAUGCACUUUUGAAAUUUUGGCCAAGGACUUGCAGCAGCAAGGAGGUCAUGUUUCUUGGUGAAGUCGAAGAAAUUUUGGAUAUCAUAGAACCUGAGCAAUUCAAGAAAAUCAUUGACCCACUUUUCCGGCAGUUGGCCAAAUGUGUCAGCAGUCCACAUUUCCAGGUCGCUGAACGAGCUUUAUACUUCUGGAAUAACGAGUACAUUCUAUCGUUAAUUGAAGACACAAGUGCACAAGUUAUGCCCAUAAUGUUCCCUGCUUUGUAUCGUAUAUCAAAAGAACAUUGGAAUCAAACUAUCGUGGCUCUAGUUUACAACGUUUUGAAAACGUUCAUGGAAAUGAAUGGCAAACUCUUUGAUGAGCUGACCAGCACCUAUAAAAUGGAGCGACAAAAGGAGCGAAAGCGGGAGAAGGAUCGAGAAGAUUUAUGGAAGAGACUGGAGCAACUGGAAUUGAAUCCCCCUGAUGCUAAUAAUCCUCCUCGUAUAUUCCCUAACACGCCUCUGACUCAAUUCAUUCAGCCGCGACCAAGCUCAGCUGCCUCUUUACCUAAAGAGGGAGAGAAGUCACCAGCUAGUGGGAAGAAACUGUCAAGUGGUAGUGUGGGAGGCACAAGUCCAUCAGGAAAGAAACAGUGA